Messenger RNA from Aaosphaeria arxii CBS 175.79, 1591 nucleotides. RefSeq names its product glycoside hydrolase family 18 protein. The transcript has 5 exons. The coding region runs from base 7 to 1215 and encodes 402 amino acids. NCBI's taxonomy places the organism in Eukaryota, Fungi, Ascomycota, Dothideomycetes, Pleosporales. The record is from RefSeq and is a predicted model, not a curated record. Gene Ontology annotation, cellular component: extracellular region. Gene Ontology annotation, molecular function: chitinase activity; chitin binding. Gene Ontology annotation, biological process: carbohydrate metabolic process; chitin catabolic process.
ACCAGUAUGGCAGCUACUGGGUACAGGAAUGUUGCGUACUUUGUCAACUGGGAUCUUCCCGGCAAUGAACUAACUCAUGUCCUUUAUGCAUUCGCGAAUGUGCGUCCGGAGACAGGAGAGGUGUACCUGUCGGAUACAUGGUCAGACACCGACAAGCACUACCCAACAGACUCAUGGAAUGACGUUGGCAACAACGUCUACGGAUGCGCUAAGCAGCUUUUCCUUCAAAAGCAGAGGAACAGAAAGCUAAAAAUCCUGCUGUCCAUUGGUGGAUGGACUUACUCUUCGAACUUCGCCCAACCAGCCUCUACUGCAUCGGGAAGAGCGAAGUUUGCAAGCAGUGCUGUGCAGCUAUUGAAGGACCUUGGCUUCGAUGGGCUGGAUGUUGAUUGGGAAUAUCCUACAAAUGCGGCCCAAGCCAAUGAUAUGGUUCUCUUACUCGCUGAAACUCGGAAGGUGAGAUCUCCUUUCUUUUCUACUUCUCUGGAAUUCAAUUUAUGGGCACUUGAUGCCUACUCCUCGCAAUAUGCAAAUGGACAGCAUCUUCUGCUUACCGUUGCAUCGCCCGCUGGCCCAUCAAACUACGAAAAGCUGAACCUUGCGGCCAUGGACAAAUACCUCGAUUUCUGGAAUCUAAUGGCCUACGAUUACUCCGGGUCUUGGGACACGGUUUCAGGACACAAUGCAAACUGGUACCCUUCAGCGGACAAUAAAGCCUCCACACCAUACAACACUGCACAGGCUAUCUCCUAUUACACUGCGCAUGGUGUGGCCGCUUCAAAAAUCGUGCUCGGGAUGCCUCUGUAUGGCCGUGCAUUUGCAAAUACCGACGGUCCAGGGCAGCCAUUCAGCGGAAAUGGACAGGGAACAUGGGAGCCAGGUGUUUAUGAUUACAAAGCCCUACCACAGGCCGGUGCUACAGUCUCCACCGAUACCAAAAUCCUGGCAAGCUGGUCGUAUGAUAAAUCUCAACGGUUCAUGGUCAGCUACGACACUCCUGCCAUCAUACAGGCAAAGACGCAGCUUAUAAAGAGCCAGGGUCUUGGUGGGGGGAUGUGGUGGGAGAGCAGCAGCGACAAGAAAGGUAGCGAGAGCCUGAUAUCUACUUAUGUCAAUACCGUCGGGGGAGUUGGUGCUCUAGACCAGAGCUCAAACCUACUUGAUUAUCCAGCGAGCAAGUACGACAAUCUCAAAGCAAAGUUUCCGACGGGCUAGAGUUGUGCUGCGACAAGAUGCUUUUCUUGUACAUACGGCUAGGAGCAUUGGAACGUCCCGGUUGAUUUUAUAGAUCCGAACCCGCUCUUUAACUUUCUCUUCAAUGUAUAUACUUCCUCUGAUUCCUCUUUUCUUCAUUUUCUAGAAUGGUUCUUAUGUUCUGGCAGUGCCCUUUUUGCUUCCAAAGGGGUGCUUCCGUACGUAUUGUAUGACUUCAACCUUCUAUGUUCUGCUAAAGUAUUUGAUCUGUUACUUUGAAGUCUGUGACGGAAACCUCUUCCAUAAAUCUGAUUUCAGAUGCACUUGGUGCCAGACAUGUGCAGGGUGAUCUGAUUAUCUCCACGGUUCACCAUUACCGGAUGCUCUUACUGCCAAC